This is a messenger RNA of Paramacrobiotus metropolitanus, 1288 nucleotides long. Its product is annotated as polyubiquitin-like. The record is from RefSeq and is a predicted model, not a curated record. Gene Ontology annotation, cellular component: cytoplasm; nucleus. Gene Ontology annotation, molecular function: ubiquitin protein ligase binding; protein tag activity. NCBI's taxonomy places the organism in Eukaryota, Metazoa, Tardigrada, Eutardigrada, Parachela, Macrobiotidae. Gene Ontology annotation, biological process: protein ubiquitination; modification-dependent protein catabolic process.
UGUUUCUGCAUAGCGAUCCGUCAGUCACAACUCACAAGUGUUUUACGCUGGAGAGAAGUUGCCAAGCUUUCUAAACUGCAGAUUUUUGUGCUCUGUAUGACUGUAUCGUAGCGUUUUAAUUGUUGCCAGUGACCUUUGAAAUAGCUCUGUACUAUUUCCUCUUUUCAUUAAACCUAGUUCCUAAAAAAACCCAUCCACCAUGCAGAUCUUCGUCAAGACUCUGACGGGUAAAACCAUCACCUUGGAAGUCGAGCCUUCCGAUACCAUCGAGAACGUCAAGGCCAAAAUCCAGGACAAAGAGGGCAUUCCCCCCGAUCAGCAGCGACUGAUCUUUGCUGGUAAACAACUGGAAGACGGACGCACACUGAGCGAUUACAACAUUCAGAAAGAAUCAACCCUUCAUUUGGACAAUGGAGGUAUGCAACUUUAUAUGCUGACCGGAAAGACCAUCACGCUGGAGGUUGAACCAUGACAAAGAAUUAAAAUCAUAGGAUUCAAUUUUGACCAGCAGCGCCUGAUCUUUGCCGGAAAGCAGCUGGAAGACGGACGCACACUGAGCGAUUACAACAUUCAGAAAGAAUCAACCCUUCAUUUGGUCCUGCGUCUGCGUGGAGGUAUGCAAAUCUUUGUCAAGACCCUGACCGGAAAGACCAUCACGCUGGAGGUUGAACCAUCCGACACCAUUGAGAAUGUUAAAGCUAAGAUCCAGGAUAAAGAGGGAAUUCCUCCUGACCAGCAGCGCCUGAUCUUUGCCGGAAAGCAGCUGGAAGAUGGCCGCACGCUGAGCGAUUAUAACAUCCAGAAGGAGUCCACCCUCCACUUGGUCCUUCGUCUCCGCGGCGGUAUGCAGAUCUUCGUCAAGACCCUGACCGGAAAGACCAUCACCCUGGAGGUGGAGCCUUCCGAUACCAUUGAGAAUGUCAAGGCUAAGAUUCAGGAUAAGGAGGGAAUUCCUCCUGACCAGCAGCGCCUGAUUUUUGCUGGUAAACAGCUGGAGGAUGGCCGUACCCUGAGUGAUUAUAAUAUCCAGAAAGAGUCCCUCUGCACUUGGUGCUGCGUCUGCGCGGAGGUUGAUCUCUUUGUUUUUUGACAAUUUUUUCUCUGUAUUCUCUCGUCAUCGAUAAGUGGUUCACUCAAGGUUUCGAUUUUCCAUUUUGUGUAGUACAAGGAUUAAACAUGCUUGUUUUCGUUGGUGGAAUUAUAAUGAUUUGUUUGUACAAUUCUUGACAUCAGUGCAUGGUUGAAACAUUCGAGAACGAUGGUUGGUAAUGAAAACAAUGAUCACUUG